Messenger RNA from Chanos chanos (milkfish), 2990 nucleotides. It is a transcript of the gene snrkb, whose product is annotated as SNF related kinase b. The transcript has 5 exons. Gene Ontology annotation, molecular function: ATP binding; protein serine/threonine kinase activity. Bases 1 to 2286 code for a protein of 761 amino acids. The record is from RefSeq and is a predicted model, not a curated record. Gene Ontology annotation, cellular component: cytoplasm. NCBI's taxonomy places the organism in Eukaryota, Metazoa, Chordata, Actinopteri, Gonorynchiformes, Chanidae. Gene Ontology annotation, biological process: protein phosphorylation; intracellular signal transduction.
AUGUCUGCUCUCGUCAAGAGCGGCUACGAGGGCAAGAUCGCCGGGUUGUAUGACCUAGACCGUACGCUGGGUAAGGGUCACUUCGCCGUGGUCAAACUGGCACGUCAUGUCUUCACUGGCCAGUUGGUCGCGGUCAAGGUGAUCGACAAGACCAAACUGGACGCCAUGGCGGCAGGACACCUCCUGCAGGAGGUGCGAUGCAUGAAGCUGGUGCAGCACCCCAACGUGGUUCGUCUUUAUGAAGUUAUCGACACGCAGACCAAGCUCUACCUCAUCCUGGAGCUGGGCGACGGCGGAGACAUGUACGAUUACAUCAUGCGGCACGAGGGGGGCGUCGCCGAAGAGACAGCCAAGGUCCACUUUGCCCAGAUCGUUCGCGCCAUCGCUUACUGCCACCGCUUGCACGUGGUCCAUCGUGACCUCAAGCCAGAAAAUGUGGUCUUCUUCCGCCAGCAGGGCACGGUUAAGAUCACCGAUUUCGGUUUCAGCAACCGUUUUCAGCCAGGCACCAUGCUGAUGACCAGCUGCGGUUCGCUGGCGUACUCCGCCCCGGAGAUCCUUCUGGGCGAAGAGUAUGAUGCACCCGCCGUCGAUAUCUGGUCCCUUGGUGUGAUCCUGUACAUGCUGGUGUGUGGCCACCCACCUUUCCAGGAGGCCAAUGACAGCGAGACCCUCAUUAUGAUCAUGGACUGUCGCUACACAGUGCCCGCCCACGUGUCACCAGAAUGCAAAGAUCUAAUCUCAUGCAUGCUGCAAAGGGAUCCUGCUCAGAGGGCGUCUCUAGCUGAGAUUGAAGGACACCCGUGGUUACAGGGUGUAGACCCCUCCCCUGCGGGACACAUCGCUGCCCCCCUCACCUCCCACCGCAGCCUGUCCCAAGACGAACACGAGGUCAUCCUCCAGGCCAUGACCAGUGGCAACAUUGCCGAUAGAGACGCCAUCCAGGAAGCUCUGGAAGCAGACAGAUAUAACCACAUCACAGCCACGUACUACCUGCUGGGGGAACGAAUCCUCAGAGAGAAACAGGAGCAAUCCAGUCUGACUGACAGCCCUAGCAGUCAGCGUAGACUCGCACAGAGGCCUCUGUCUGAACCACUGGAGCUUGUGGACCGGGGGCUCCAGGCCGAUCCACUGAGGGGAGCUCCGCUGACCUCACUCUCCUGCCCCUCUCCUCCCCGCCGUGGAGUUAGCGAGUCUGGGGACUUGCUGAACCACAGGUCUGGUCGGCAGGAAGGUUCUUUGGUGGAGUUCAGUCCGCCACCCUGCGCCCUGAGCCUCAGUCUGCACCCUGCACCUCCUGCACCAGAGCAGACGCAGCCCGUCAAGACUCUACCAGCCCUGCAGCAGAUCUGCGAGGAAGAAGAGGACGAGGAGGAGGAAGAGGAGCAGUCUUUUGAUCUUGAUCGUGAUCGACCAUGUGAACUGAGCAAGGAGUCCACGGUCGUGACAUCAGAACCCUCAGAUUCUUUUCUCGCUAACGCAGUGACUCCGACCAAGAGCAGAGACCAAACAAGUGAAGGGCAAAUAGGUGAGGAGGUGUUGGGACUCUCUGAAGGGUCAAAGGAGGAGGAGGAAAGGGAUUUACCACAGGAGGACAAACUGACAGAAAAGCAGGAGGUGCCACAGAGUGAUCUGGGGCCACGGGAUGUUAGAAAGGCUGAGAAACACACAGAGAAAGGAUACUUGGAGACCCAGGUUACAGAAGAACCAGAGCUAGCAAGGCCUGAAGCUGACCAGACCGCAACCAACAGAUCCCCAAACAGAGGGGAAAGUCAGUCUGGUGAGCUGGUUUUGGACAAGCAAGAUAGACCACCAAUGGCACCCAAGACGGAUGCUGUGCAGUGUUGCCAGGGGCAGUGUGAGACUUCCAUUGCAGAUAGAGGAUCUGAGGACACUCUCAAAGAGAAGAACAAUAACAACACCAAGUCCAGGCUAUUUGAAACCACCAGUGGCUCCCCAUCCUCAUUACCCAGGAACCACUGUGUGGACUUGGGGCCCGACGGGGUGGAGACCCGUAGGGCUGGGGUAGAGAGCGAGAAGCUGGAGGAGCUCCACACCGACCGGGCCACGAAGCACCAGGACGGUCAACACGGCCCCAGAGAAGCAGGGCCCGACCCAAAUGCCGCCACCGUCCGGGGCGACCUAACCAAGGGCAAGAAUGUGAAUUUGCGUGAGCGCCUCCUCCAGUUCCCGCUGUGCGAGAAAGCUCUUUCCUUCAACAUUCAGCCCACCUCCAAAGAGAAACUCGUACCCUUUGCCCAGUACAACUGCUGCCAUGUACUGUAGAACACCUCCCACUCUUAUCACCCUUUGUGACCCAACCAGAACCAGAACCACAGGCUCGUAACAACUCCUCACCUGCGUGUCGUCAUGCAGUUCGAGCCUGCUGUUCCCAAUUCUGUGACCCUCAACACCAUAGAGUUUCAAAGACACUUAGACGGUGUGUGUCCUUCUCCCAUACUGUGACCUCAUAGGUGCUCUGGACCCAUGGAGCCCCAUCUAGUUACUGUAUGUCUGUAGCUUGCCUCCUGACCCCCGCAAUCUUUGCUGCUGUCUAGUUGAAAGGUAACCUCUCUUAGCGCUGCUAUGUGCGUAUAGACACAGUGCAGACACUGUGCACUGCUUCCUGUGUUGUCCCAUAAGAACCUAUGUUGUAGCUAGAUUAAUGUCUUGACAAGAAGUCCCUUGUAUAAUACAAUGUCUUGUCAUGUUUCGCACCGUACAGCUUGUCGAAUACACAGCUUCACACUGAUUGGAGGAUAGGAUUGUCAGUCAUAGUGUAGACCCGUCAGGUACUGGGUUAUCUUUGAAGAGGUGCAUGCGAUUAGUGCUUUUUGGCCACUCUAAACCGCCCAGCGACAGAACAGAAGGGACCGGAUGCAUGAGAACAGGGCACGUAGAGAGAGCAGUGAGACAGCUUGUCAGCAUGAACGUUGGCGCAUGCUAAAUCAGAUCAGUUUAGCUUAGCAUUAGACUGCAGCAGAGUGAGA